Chiloscyllium plagiosum (whitespotted bambooshark) is the source of this 1579-nucleotide messenger RNA. Its product is annotated as D-beta-hydroxybutyrate dehydrogenase, mitochondrial-like. Lineage: Eukaryota; Metazoa; Chordata; Chondrichthyes; Orectolobiformes; Hemiscylliidae. Gene Ontology annotation, cellular component: intracellular membrane-bounded organelle. Gene Ontology annotation, biological process: steroid metabolic process. The record is from RefSeq and is a predicted model, not a curated record. Gene Ontology annotation, molecular function: oxidoreductase activity.
UUCGUCCGGAUUGAGUGGUUUGUACAGCGGAGUGGGAGGGGGAAUGGAUCCUGAGCUGCGGUAGGGACUCCGAGGACAGAGCAGUUAGGUUGUUGUGGAGCGGAGCCCAGCCCAGGGCGGCGGCGAGAUGUCCAAGACCUAUGUGCAGAUGGCCUUCAUGGUCCUGUUUUCAUUCCUGUUGACCCUGGGCUUGGGCUUGUGGCUCCCCGAGGUUCUCAGUGCUUUUGUCCAACUGUUUGGUUUGAAGGAGGAUAUGGUGACUCACAGUAUCGUGCUGAUGUACCUGGUUUUUGUGUUGUACUUGGCUGUGCCCUCUCUACCGCGGGGCUCGGUGAAGAUUAAGGACAAAGCCGUCUUGAUCACAGGAUGUGAUAAAGGAAUUGGGUUUGCUCUGGCCAAGCAUCUACACAGCAAAGGCUUUACGGUCUUUGCCUGUUGCCUCUUAAAGGAUAAGAAUGGAGAAGGUGCUCAAACACUUGAGAAGAUGAAAUGUGAACGUAUGAAAGUUCUUCAAAUGAACGUAUGCACAGAUGAGGAGGUGCGACAGGCCGUGGAUUUUGUAAAGAGCCAGUUGAAGGAACCUGAGAAGGGUCUCUGGGGUGUGGUAAACAAUGCUGGCAUCUCAACCUUUGGAGAAGUGGAAUUCACAAGUUUGGCACGUUACAAGGAUAUUGCAGAUGUUAACUUGUGGGGAAUGAUCCGAGUAACUAAAGCCUUCCUCCCCCUAAUCCGGAGAGCAAGAGGUCGUGUUGUGAACAUUGCCAGCAUGUUCGGACGCAUGAGCGUAGCGAGUCACUCUGCAUACUGUAUUUCGAAUUAUGGAGUGGAGGCAUUUUCAGAUUGUCUACGCUAUGAACAACGGCGCUGGGGUGUUAAAGUCAGCAUUAUUGAGCUGGGAAACUAUAUAGCUGCCACAGGUUUCCUUACUCGUGAUCAUGUUGAAAACAUCGCUGAAAAAAUGUGGAAUGAAACUGCUGAAAUUGUACAGGAGGAUUACGGGAGGUCUUACUUUGAUCGACAGACAUUGAUAAUGAAAUCUUUCUGCAGCAACAGUACAAAAGACAUGUCUCUUAUUAUUGAUGCCAUCAUUGAUGCACUAACCUCCAGAUAUCCAUACAGCCGCUAUGAACCAAUGAAUGCCUAUUGGUGGCUUAGAUUGCACAUUUCAGCUCACUUACCUACUCCUAUAGCUGAUUGGUUGUACAGACAUUAAACACCUUGCCAGUGCAUUGCUAGAAUGAUCUGCUUCCACACCUUAUGCCAAUUUCCUCAUGCUUCCUACUCCUUUCUUCAUUACCAGUGCCAACUAGAACUACUCUAAUCCAAGGACACUUAAUGAAAUUGCACAAAGUUAAUCAAAGUUCUAUUUUAUAGCUUUUAUACAUACUUAAUUAUUUUUCCCUUGAACACAUCGUGUUUGUCACAGGGUAACAGGUACUCAAAAAAAUGAUGUAAUACUGUUUAUUUUUUAAUGUACAUAUGUGUAAUUCCAUUCAACUGUUGAAACAUUGUGUAUUGUUCUUCAGUAUUUUUGUGUGUGAGGUACAAUUUGUUAAAUAAAAACAUUCUUAUGAUUACA